ACCGUUGACAAGAACACAGCAAAGAAAGAAAAAUAAAAGAAUUCCAUAGCCCAACCAUGAUAACUACUCACUACUGAAGCUAUACUGUCCACGUUACAGUGCCACAAAGAGUCGCCCUCCUCUAAACACAAUACGCGUCUCAGGACAACCUUCAGGAUCUUCGGUUAUAGCUGCUUCUUCCUAUUUUCAAUAUUCCAUACAUAUUCAAGGAACUGACUUUUGGGUCUUAUUUUUUACGCCAUAUCUUGUUUUAGAUAAAAGUCACCUGCUUUCUGCUUUGAAGGAAUUUGGUAUUUUGUCCACAUUUUUCAAUUAUGAUAUGACUGAUGCUAUUCCUUUCUAUAGCCUAAUAGCCACCACAUAAUUUUGUGGGAUUGUCAUGUAUCAUUUCAAGGUUUGAAAAAUUUCUAGCAAAGCAACAUUCCUUCAUUCCUUCCUCUCUCUCUUGGAAAUGGGUUUUUAGUUUUUAGGUUGUUCUUAUCUCUUGGGUUGUUCUUUGAUUUUGUUGUUGUGGCUGCUAAUUGAGGAUAUCUUGCUCUCUACAUAUUGAAUUAUAAUCCCUAGAGAGGUAGAAUUUUUUGCAAUAUCAAUAUCAGAAGAAGGAUCGGUUCUCUCAAUUUUGUUUCCUGCAAGUGAGCAGAUUCUAGGCCAUGGAGACUGACAUUAGUAAUAACCAAGUAUUUGGUGAAGAGAAGAAGAUGAGUAAAUCCCUGAAGAAACUUCUGCUCAUAGUGAAUGGUGCAAUGUUGGCUAUAGGCAAUUGUGGAGGCCCACUAAUACAGCGUCUCUACUUCUUGGAAGGCGGUAAGGCAGUCUGGAUAUCAAGCUUUCUUCAAACUGCUGGUUGGCCAUUGGUCUUAUUUCCCCUCAUUGUUUCAUACAUGUAUCGUCGAAGCAACAAGGGGUCAAGGACGAAGCUUAUCUAUAUAAGCCCUCGCCUCUUUCUAGCUUGUGCUGUUAUAGGUCUUCUUACUGGUUUGGAUGAUUUUCUUGCUGCAUAUGGCGUCUCUCUACUUCCUGUCUCUACUUCCGCCCUUAUAAUCGCCACCCAAUUGGGCUUUACUGCUGGAUUUGCUUAUAUUUUGGUCAAGCAAAAGUUCACACCUUUUACUAUUAAUGCAAUUUUUUUGCUGUCAAUUGGAGCUGUUGUUUUAGUUAUUCAUGCUAGUUCGGACCGCCCUGAUCAUGAAACCACUGAAAAAUACUUGUUGGGAUUUUUUAUGACACUUGGAGCUUCAGCGCUAUACGGGUUUGUGCUACCGUUGAUCGAGCUGACAUAUAAGAAAGCAAAGCAGACGAUCACCUAUACUCUAGUUAUGGAGAUGCAGAUUGUUAUAUCUUUCUUUGCUACAGGAUUCUGCGCUAUUGGGAUGCUUCUGCAUAAGGAUUUUGAGGCAAUUCCAAGAGAGGCAAGUGAGUUUGAGCUUGGCAGAGUAAAAUAUUAUGUGGUGAAUGUGUUUACUGCAGUCUUUUGGCAAUUAUUCUUCAUGGGAGCAGUUGGUGUCGUUUUCUGCGGUUCCUCAUUGCUUUCUGGUAUUAUAAUUGCUACUCUGCUUCCUGUGACAGAAAGUUUAGGUGUGAUGUUCUAUCACGAGAAAUUCCAUUUUGAAAAGGGAAUUUCUCUUGUUUUGUCUCUCUGGGGAUUCAUUUCUUACUUUUAUGGUGAACUCCAACAAAACAAGAAAAAGAGUCGGACUUCAGAAUUUGAAAUGCCUUAAAUAUGUAUUGGAAACAAGGAACAAGUAAUUGUAUAUAUUUGUUAACAGUGCAAGACUGAGAAAAUUAUUGUUAUUGCUGUGAGUUACUUUGAAGGUCUGCUAGUUCAACUUAAGUUUUAAUCUGCAUGGAAUUUAGAAGCUGGUGCACAAUAAGUAUUUCUUCUUUGCAUUUUUAUCUGAUAACUUGAUUAUGUGAAAUAUUGCCUGUACUUUAUUGUCAA
Molecule: messenger RNA, 1939 nt
Organism: Jatropha curcas
Lineage: Eukaryota; Viridiplantae; Streptophyta; Magnoliopsida; Malpighiales; Euphorbiaceae
Product: purine permease 3
Cellular component (GO): membrane
Molecular function (GO): purine nucleoside transmembrane transporter activity
Source: RefSeq, a predicted model, not a curated record